UCACUCCAUCUCUCACUCAACACACACACAUAUAUAUUCUUACGAUACACACAUACGAUAUUCGAGGCAAAUAUGUUUGGCAUUGUUAAAGGACUACUCCAGUUGCCUGGCCGCGUGCUGCUAAAGCAACCAAAUCGCUGCAAGCUCGAUGCCAGCAACAUGUAUGACAAGCUGAAGUUCGAGUUCACCGAGCAGAAUUUGUGCCGAGCAAAGGACCUGCUCAGCAACUAUCCUGAGAAGGAGCAACGCGGUGCACUAUUGCCGCUGCUCGACUUGGCUCAACGUCAGUAUGGUUGGCUGCCGAUCACAGCCAUCAAAGCGGUGGCUGACAUGAUCAAGGUGGAUCACUUCGAGGCCUGGGAGGUGGCCUAUUAUUACACCAUGUUCCGACAGCAUCCCGAGGGCAAGUAUCGCCUGACAGUCUGUACUUCGACGCCUUGCUAUCUGCGCGGCGGCGAUGUCAUACUGAACACCUGUAAGGAAGUGCUUCAGCUGAAGGAGAACGAGACUUCGAGUGAUAUGCAGUUCACGCUGAAGACAGCCUGUUGCUACGGGGCCUGUGUCAAUGCGCCUGUGUUGGGCAUCAACGAUGACAUCUAUGAGGAUUUGACGGUGUCUGAGUUGGAGUGUAUACUGGACAAUCUAAAGCAGGAUGUGAUACCGCCAGCUGGGCCACGAAGUGGACGCUUCUGCAGUGAACCCAUCUCGGGACCGACAACGCUCCUCGUCGAGCCACCGCCAGCUGGCUUUGGCAUGCAGGAGUUGUGCAAACCGAAGAAAUGUUGAGCAAAUUCUUGUGAGCAAUAAAAUGUAGCGUCCUUAUUGUGGCAGCAGCGAGCAUUGAAA
Molecule: messenger RNA, 846 nt
Organism: Drosophila albomicans
Lineage: Eukaryota; Metazoa; Arthropoda; Insecta; Diptera; Drosophilidae
Gene: ND-24L
Product: NADH-quinone oxidoreductase subunit E
Exons: 1
Coding region: 73-786 (237 amino acids)
Biological process (GO): mitochondrial electron transport, NADH to ubiquinone
Molecular function (GO): NADH dehydrogenase activity
Source: RefSeq, a predicted model, not a curated record